Messenger RNA from Dissoconium aciculare CBS 342.82, 1359 nucleotides. RefSeq lists its product as uncharacterized. The transcript has 2 exons. Gene Ontology annotation, biological process: tRNA-type intron splice site recognition and cleavage. NCBI's taxonomy places the organism in Eukaryota, Fungi, Ascomycota, Dothideomycetes, Mycosphaerellales, Dissoconiaceae. Bases 1 to 1359 code for a protein of 452 amino acids. The record is from RefSeq and is a predicted model, not a curated record. Gene Ontology annotation, cellular component: tRNA-intron endonuclease complex.
AUGGCGGACGCGGACGAAGAUGCGAUGCCUCGUAUGGGCACAGGUGGUGAAGACACCGAUUUAUCAGACGAGACGCAAGACUUUCGCUUCCUCUCCAUAAUCUCUCGCGAAGAUGCCUCGAUCCCCAAACGCGGCGAAAAAGAUUUCGAGCCACACGCGACCGCGCUCCAAUCCAACACCCUCGCCGCCUCGCGACAAGCGAUGCACAACGCGCUCUCCUUCCAACGCAUCCACCCGAACAAGACGCACAACAUCGGCACCUACCAUCCCGAGACGAACAAGGCCUACGUGACCAAUCCGCGAGGAGCAAUACUUCCCAAACUCGGCCAUGUGCUCUCCGCCAAGGAUGAUCCCCUCGGACCCGCAGCGGGGAAAUUGCAGCGAUUGUGGCUGUUACCUGAGGAAGCGAUUUACUGUCUGGAACGGGGAUCACUCGAUAUUCGAUGGCCGAAGGCCGACGACACGGUGUCCGGCGAUGGCGACGAUGAUGGCGAUGACGCGGAGUAUGGUCUCCCUAUGAGUCUGCAGGCGGCGUAUGCGAUGUUUCUCGGCGACGGCUCAUCGGAGAGGGAGUCACUCACGCUGGAGAGAUAUAAUGUCUAUGCUAAUCUCAAACGGAUGGGCUACCUGGUCCUGCGAGCGCCGAGUUGGCAUGGCAUCGGCGAUGUCCUUGGGAAGGAGACGUUUGCUCCUUUACAGCAGCCGCCGUGGCAGUUGGGUUUGCGCAAUCCCUGGGUCCUACUCCAACAUCUAUUCUCAGGAGGCGAUGCAGAUGCAUCGGCGUUGAACGCGCCAUGUCGUUCGGAGAAGCUAGGGCCCGUCGUCCCACCGGGAGUGUACAGAAAUUACGCCAGCGUCUACCGCAAACUCGCCCUCGUCCCCUUCCACGAUCCCACAAAGCAACAUCGACCGGCGGGCCUUUCUCCUCUCCUUCCCCAAACCUCGCCCGAUUUCCGGAUAACAUACCACGUCUACAAGCCGAGCGCGACGAAUUUCAAGAAAUCCGCCCCGGGUCCACCGGACUUCCGGAUCGCGGUAGUCAAUGCGCGGGAGACGGGCGUGCCGACGCUAGAGGAUCUCUCGCGAUUGAUGGAGACGACGCCGUAUGACCCUCCGGUCCAUCCGGCGUCCAAGCCGCCGAUGUCGUUGUAUCAGAAACUCAAAUAUGGAUAUAAGAAUGUCACCUUGGCGAUCGUCGACCAAGGUGUCAUCAGCUAUCUGCGGAUCGCGGACGCGGCGUUCGGGAUGGAGAAGUUAUUCCUGAGGGAAUUCAAAGGCCCUGGAGCGAAGAGAGGUGGUGGUGGAGGUAGAGGAGGUCGAGGAGGUGCUCGAGGGGAAAGAGGCGGAGGAGGACGAUGA